AUGUGGAUGGUGCGAGCUGGGCACAUCCCUGAGGGAGCUCUGGGGAGGAAGGUCCUGGAGAUCCAGAAAUCCGGGGGUCUGUAUGACAUCGGGGGGAUCCGCUGGCAGCUGCUCCUCUGCCUCUUCCUCAUCUUCACCAUCGUCUACUUCAGCCUGUGGAAAGGGGUGAAAACCUCUGGGAAGGUGGUGUGGGUGACAGCCACGCUGCCCUAUGUCGUCCUGCUCAUCCUGCUCAUCCGAGGGGCCACCCUGCCUGGAGCCUGGAGAGGGGUUGUCUUCUACCUGCGCCCGGACUGGGGCAAGCUCCUGAGCACCGCGGUUUGGGUGGAUGCUGCUGCACAAAUUUUCUUCUCCUUGGGCCCUGGAUUUGGAGUCCUCCUUGCUCUGGCCAGUUACAACCAUUUCCACAACAACUGCUACAGGGAUGCCCUCGUCACCAGUGCUGUGAACUGCCUCACCAGCUUCCUCUCAGGCUUCGUCAUCUUCACCGUGCUGGGCUACAUGGCCGAGAUGAGGGAUGUGGAGGUGGAGGAUGUCGCCAGAGAUAAAGGGCCCAGCCUCCUCUUCAUCACCUACCCUGAAGCGAUCGCCAACAUGGUGGGAUCCACCUUCUUUGCCAUCAUUUUCUUCCUGAUGAUGAUCACCCUGGGGCUGGACAGCACGUUUGGAGGCUUGGAGGCCGUGAUCACGGCCGUGAUGGACGAGUACCCCCAGGUCCUGGCAGGGCGACGGGAGCUCUUCGUCCUUGGCCUCAUCACCGUCUGUUUCCUGGGCUCCCUCAGCACCCUCACCUACGGGGGAGCCUACGUGGUGAAGCUGCUGGAGGAGUUUGGUGCUGGCUGCUCCAUCCUGGCAGUGGUGCUCCUGGAAACCAUCGCUGUCUCCUGGUUUUAUGGGAUCCAGAGGUUCUCCCACGAUGUCAAAGCCAUGCUGGGCUUCACCCCGGGGUUCUUCUGGAAGCUGUGCUGGGUCGCCAUCAGCCCGGCCCUGCUGGCAUUCAUAGUCAUCAGCUCCCUCCUGGAGCAGCCACCCCUGACCCUCUUUGACUACCGGUACCCCGAGUGGAGCAUCUCCGUGGGAUUCCUCAUCGGAGCAUCGUCCUUCAUCUGCAUCCCCCUCUACAUGGUGUACAAGCUCGUCUGGACGCCGGGGUCCCUCAAGCAGGUGAGGAGCAGGAGGGACAAUCCCACGGCUCCUGGGUGGGCUGGGCUGGGCAGGGACCCCACUCGGGUCAGGCGCUUGGCGCAUCCUCAGCAUCUCGGUGUGGCAAUGAAAUCCCACCGGGAGAGCUUGGGAAGGGCUCGGAGGGAAAUCCGCUGUGCUCUGUCUCUCGCUCAGCGCCUCGCCGUCUGCAUUCGGCCCGAGAAGAUCUCCAGAGCCCCCCAGGCAGAGGGGGUGGGCAUGGCCCCCGUCCUGUAGCGCGGCCGGGGGACACGGACACCGCUCUGGCUCCCUCCUUGGGGCAGCGAUGGGGCAGCUGCCAUCGCCCUCCCGGCACGGAGCGGAGCUGGCAUCACCACGGGCACACCGGUGGCAGCGGAGCGGAGCCCGUUCUCGCUGCCGGCAGGAAAAGCGGCGAUCCACGGCAGGGAGAACGGGACCGGCGCUGCUGGGGCCCGGCAGCCAAGGGGAACCCCAAUUCCCGCAGCGGAUGGAGGGAUCGCCUCGCUCGGAGGUGCCCGCGGGCCCCCCACCCCCGUGCAUGUGUGUAGCUGUGAGUGUUUGGAAAAUAAAGCUGAUGCCGAUGCUCGGAGAUGAGGGGAGGGAGAGGAGCCGGAGCUCGCCGUGCUGUGUUCGUGGAGCGCCGAGCUCGGGCUGGGCAUGGGGACACGGGGGGCUGUCACUGUCCCCGCACACCUUGUCCUGCUACAAAGAUCCAAAGUCCGGCCGAGGAAUUGCCCGAACCCCGGGGCGGGUCCCAGGUGCUGCUGAAGCCGGGCAGGUCGGUGUCUCCUGCCGCCCCAUCCCGGGGGAUCCGGGGAAUAGGCAUUUGAAGAGGGGAAGACCCUAAUACAUCUCAUUUUAAAACCGAAUUUGGGUCGGGGUGAGGCAUCCCUGCGCUGGUGUGAAUCAGCCACCUGCCGUGGCUUCCCGUCGCUCCCAGGGCAGCAUCACCGCGUUCCUCGGUGUUUGGGGGGCUAUAAAACACCUUACAGAACCCACGGGGCUUGGAGGGACACCACGGGGCUGGGGCGGGGAGAAGAUGCCCACGGGGGCGCAGGGACACGCGGGGUGGA
Cyanistes caeruleus (blue tit) is the source of this 2237-nucleotide messenger RNA. NCBI's taxonomy places the organism in Eukaryota, Metazoa, Chordata, Aves, Passeriformes, Paridae. The record is from RefSeq and is a predicted model, not a curated record.